Messenger RNA from Zootermopsis nevadensis, 2677 nucleotides. RefSeq names its product glycine--tRNA ligase. The record is from RefSeq and is a predicted model, not a curated record. Gene Ontology annotation, biological process: mitochondrial glycyl-tRNA aminoacylation. NCBI's taxonomy places the organism in Eukaryota, Metazoa, Arthropoda, Insecta, Blattodea, Termopsidae. Gene Ontology annotation, cellular component: cytoplasm; mitochondrion. Gene Ontology annotation, molecular function: ATP binding; glycine-tRNA ligase activity.
GUUUCAGAAUCUAACAUUGUAUUUCUCCUGAAUAUAGUUUUUAUAUAUGCGUUUUCCACUCCUUCUCUUCGCAAUGAACGUAUGCUGUCUCUUUGAUAAUGGGGAAACUUCUUGUAAUUCUACAAUUUACGGAUACCAAUCAGCCUUUAUUGAUCGCUUUCAGGAUGAGUUUCACUUCACAUAUUGGUAUUGACGACACUCGGUUUUAAAAGAUGGACAUUAUCGAAUACUAAAUACUAUCGAAUAGUAAAUUAUAACUCGAAUAAAUAGUAGCUAAUGUCAUUUUUUUGACCAAGUGUGUAUGGCCGGCAAGAAUUACGUUUUGCCGCAUUCCAUAUAGUGAUUGGAGACGGCAUUGCACAAAAUUGUGUCAACGUGGAAUGCGUUCUGACAGAUGAAACCAAUCUCUUGGGUGUUCAGUUCCGGUAUACAGUUUCUUUGUAGUGUCCACGCACCACUCUCUCAUUAUCGAAAGUUACACAGGACGUCAGUGUUUUGUAUUAGUACGUGGGGGUCUAAGAAGAAACAUCGAAAAGUCAGACUCCAGUUUACUGUUGACGGAAUGGCAGAUCCGAAAAUGGAAGAGAUAUUGGCUCCUUUAAGGGCAUCUGUUAAAGAACAGGGUGACCUGGUUCGAAACUUGAAGGCUGCUGGAGCUCCAGAGCUGGAUGUUAAAAAAGCAGUGGCAGAGCUGAAGAUAAGGAAAAAGACUCUAGAAGAUAAGGAGCUGUCAUUGGUUCCAUCAGCAGUUACAUUUGACAGAGCAAAGAUGGAGGAUUUACUGAGAAGAAGGUUUUUCUUUGACCAGUCAUUUGCCAUAUACGGAGGUAUAACUGGGCAGUUUGACUUCGGCCCGAUGGGAUGUGCACUCAAAGCAAAUAUUCUGAAUGCCUGGCGCAGUUUCUUUGUACUGGAGGAACAGAUGCUGGAAGUGGACUGUUCCAUUCUCACGCCUGAACCAGUUCUGAAGGCAUCAGGGCAUGUGGAUAGAUUUGCGGAUCUUAUGGUGAAGGAUGUGGUCAAUGGAGAGUGUUUUCGCUUGGACCACUUGAUUAAAGCUCACCUCGAGAAAGUCGCUGCUGACAAGAAAACUGGUCAGGCCGUCAGAGAUGAGUGCCAGGACAUAAUAGUCAGACUUGAUGGCAUGACAAAAGAUGAGAUGAGUGCAGUGUUGGAAAAAUACAGUAUCCGGUCCCCACUCACUGGCAAUGAAGUGACUGAACCCAUAGAAUUCAACCUGAUGUUUGCAACACAGAUUGGCCCAUCAGGGCUUGUCAAGGGUUUCUUACGACCAGAGACUGCACAGGGGAUCUUUGUAAAUUUCAAGCGCCUGCUGGAGUUUAACCAAGGACGCCUGCCAUUUGCUGCUGCGCAGAUAGGGAAUGCUUUCCGCAAUGAGAUCUCUCCGCGGUCUGGACUCAUAAGAGUGAGAGAGUUCACGAUGGCGGAAAUUGAGCACUUCUGUGAUCCGGCGGAAAAGACUCACCCGAAGUUUGAAAGUGUACAGGACACUGAGAUGCUUCUGUACUCUGCUGCAAACCAGAUGGACGGCAAGUCCGCAGAACUGCACUCUAUUGGUCAAGCAGUUGACAAGGGUCUAGUCGCUAACCAGACCCUGGGCUACUUCAUGGCCCGAAUCCAGCAGUUCCUGAUCCGUAUCGGAGUGGACCCAGCCAAGCUCAGAUUCCGCCAGCACAUGGGCAACGAGAUGGCUCAUUAUGCUUGCGACUGCUGGGAUGCAGAGAUGUUGACUUCCUACGGCUGGGUCGAAUGUGUAGGAUGUGCAGACAGAUCUGCGUUUGACUUGACGCAGCACUCCAAAGCAACGGGCGUACGGCUAGCAGCAGAGAAAAAGCUAGCUGAACCAAAAGUUGUUGACGUCAUAGAACCUCAGAUAAACAAAGGUGUCAUAGGAAAAGCCUUCAAGAAGGAUGCAAAAAUCAUAAUGGAUCAUCUGGCAGUACUUGACACACAUGGAUUGGCAGAGUUGGAGAAGUCUCUGGCAGCUAAUGGUGGUUACGUCGUCAACGUUGGAGGUGCAGAGUUCAAGUUGACACCUGAAAUGGUGUCCAUUAAACAGCAUCAGAAAACUGUUCAUGUAGAGGAGAUAAUACCCAAUGUGGUUGAACCGUCAUUUGGCAUCGGACGAAUCAUGUAUGCCUUGUUUGAACAUAAUUUCAGAGUGCGCGAAGGAGACGAGCAGAGAACGUUCCUGUCUCUUCCUCCAGUGGUGGCACCACUCAAAUGUUCAUUGCUGCCGCUGAGUGGCAAUGCUGAGUUCCAGCCCUUCAUCAGACGGUUGUCUCAAGAAUUAACAAGGUUGGACGUAUCUCACAAAGUGGAUGACGCUAGUGGUUCAAUAGGGAGGCGGUACGCACGGACAGACGAGAUAGCCAUUCCAUUUGGAGUUACGAUUGAUUUUGAUUCUCUACAGUCUCCACAUUCUGCAACACUACGUGAGCGUGAUUCCAUGGCACAAGUCAGAAUACCUCUCGAUGUCCUUCCGGAAGUCGUGCGCGACUUGGCAUACGGGAAGACUGCUUGGAGCGCUGUGGAAUCUAAGUUUCCGAAGUUUGAACAGCAAGAAUCGGUAACAAAAGCUGCAUGAUUAGAGUUGUGACAUAAUGAGUACAAGAUACUGUUGUAAAGUCUUAAUAAACGUAAUGUUGACAAUAUG